Durio zibethinus is the source of this 965-nucleotide messenger RNA. Its product is annotated as putative caffeoyl-CoA O-methyltransferase At4g26220. The record is from RefSeq and is a predicted model, not a curated record. NCBI's taxonomy places the organism in Eukaryota, Viridiplantae, Streptophyta, Magnoliopsida, Malvales, Malvaceae. Gene Ontology annotation, molecular function: S-adenosylmethionine-dependent methyltransferase activity; O-methyltransferase activity.
UGGGAAGGGGUCAUUUAAGGAGACUGCCACUCAUGUUCACCCAAAGCUUCCUGAUUAUGACACCUUGGUCGCACACUUAAAUUCGCUCAGACAGAACCGCCAAUGAAUAUAGCACCUUGUUGCAGGGUAUGGAAAAAACCAUGAGAAAAGGGUUGUUGCAGAGUAUUGACUUGUAUGAGUAUAUCUUGGAGACCAGCGUCUACCCUAGGGAACCAGCACCUCUCAAGCAGCUCAGGAUUGCUACUGCAAACCAUCCAUGGUUCGUCAUGAGUACUGCACCAGAUGCGGGUCAAUUAAUGGGGAUGCUCCUGAAGCUAGUGAAUGCAAAGAAGACAAUUGAAAUUGGUGUUUAUACAGGCUACUCUCUUCUCCUCACAGCUCUUUCAAUCCCAGAUGAUGGCAAGAUUAUAGCCAUGGAUAUAAACAGGGAAACUUAUGAGAUAGGUCUGCCCAUUAUCCGAAAAGCUGGUGUUGAACACAAAAUCAACUUCAUUGAGUCCCAAGCUCUACCAGUUCUCGACAAGCUUCUACAAAAUAAAGAGAAUGAAGGGAGUUUUGAUUUUGCAUUUGUUGAUGCGGAUAAGGAUAAUUACUGGAAUUAUCAUGAGAGACUUUUGAAGCUAGUGAAAGUUGGUGGGCUGAUCAUCUUUGACAACACACUUUGGGGAGGCACGGUUACUCAACCUGAAGAAGCUGUUUCAGAACACAGAAGGGUUUCAAGAGGGUUCAUUAUCGAGUUCAACAAAACAAUUUCAACCGAUCAUCGCGUGGAAAUCUCUCUUACUCCAUUGGGUGAUGGGAUGACCAUCUGCAGGCGCAUUUGCUGAUGUUCGUCGUCACUUCUUCAGAACUAUAUUCACUAUUAUUAUUACUACAUAUCUUACUGGUUACCAAGGAUCCUGCAAUAAAUCAAACAUGUGGAAAGAUCCUAUUUACUGAAAAUAAAUUACAUCUGAAAAGUUCAC